Messenger RNA from Aethalodelphis obliquidens (Pacific white-sided dolphin), 5294 nucleotides. RefSeq names its product sterol regulatory element binding transcription factor 2 (gene SREBF2). Gene Ontology annotation, molecular function: DNA-binding transcription factor activity, RNA polymerase II-specific; RNA polymerase II cis-regulatory region sequence-specific DNA binding; protein dimerization activity. The record is from RefSeq and is a predicted model, not a curated record. NCBI's taxonomy places the organism in Eukaryota, Metazoa, Chordata, Mammalia, Artiodactyla, Delphinidae. Bases 829 to 3774 code for a protein of 981 amino acids. Gene Ontology annotation, cellular component: nucleus. Gene Ontology annotation, biological process: positive regulation of transcription by RNA polymerase II; positive regulation of cholesterol storage. The transcript has 18 exons.
UUGGUUGGUUCAGAAGUUUUUGUGCCAGUUUGCAGACACUUCCGAGGUAGACUGUAAAUAGUUCUGUCCUCUCUGGGGAUGACACAGCCUAUCAACUUGGCCCUGUCUGAAUGAGGUUUCAGUAGCUGGCCGUAAGCAUAGUGGUACAGGAACACAUUCGGUCUCUUCAAAUACCUUAAUGUCUACUGUGCCUGUUUCAAGGAUACGUGGUCAGAGACUCCAGCGGGCACAGUAGCCACAGGGAUGUCCUGGUAACUAGAGGUGGGAGCUUGAAUAAAAUUAGUCUUGAAACUCACCCAGGUACCAGGAAGAUCUCAGCACCUGUAGGUUGAGAACCAUUCAUCCAGGAGACAUCUCCUGAGCGUCCACUGCAGAGAAGAGUACUCCUGUUAACAUAGGUGCCGUGUCUCCGACUGGCGGGCCUCACAGUAGGCCCUCGGUGUGUGCUGAGUGAAUGAGGGACUUUCUGUGUUGUGCUGUGUCCCAGCACCUUUUCAUCAGAUUGCUCUCUGACCCUGUGGGGACCCCUGGGUGGGGUUAGUAUUGCUCUACUAAUUUCAAAGAAUCUGACAGGUCUUUAAUGGGCUUCAAGGGUUUAGGGGCUGGGGGGAGGCCACAAAGCGAGAAGCUGAGACCCUCAUCCCAAAGUGUACCUUCCAUUCACUUCACGGGAGGAAAUGAAGCCCCAGGGAGUUGGCUCUCAACACCUGCUAACUCCCUUGCUGGGUGCAGUCACUUGCUGAUUAGCUUCUCUCACCUCCACCCCAGCAUCGGAGUAAUGAAAUAAUUUGUACUCGUUCCCUCAGAAAUUGAUGCAGCCCUUAUGGGAUGUUCUUGUCAUCUAGACCAGCUUGUAAAUGGCUGUGCACAUCUUCUUCAGCAACAGUCCUUCAGCCUCAAGUCCAAAGCCUAGUGACAUCCUCCCAGGUGCAGCCGGUCACCAUCCAGCAGCAGGUGCAGACGGUGCAGGCCCAGCGGGUGCUGACGCAGACAGCCAAUGGCACGCUGCAGACCCUCGCCCCAGCCACGGUGCAGACAGUUGCUGCGCCCCAGGUGCAGCAGGUCCCGGUCCUGGUACAGCCUCAGAUCAUCAAGACAGAUUCCCUUGUUUUGACCACACUGAAGACAGAUGGCAGCCCUGUGAUGGCCGCAGUCCAGAACCCAGCCCUCACUGCCCUCACCACCCCCAUCCAGACAGCUGCCCUUCAAGUUCCGACCCUGGUGGGCAGCAAUGGGACCAUUCUGACCACAAUGCCUGUGAUGAUGGGACAAGAGAAAGUGCCCAUUAAGCAGGUACCUGGAGGAGUCAAGCAGCUCGAGCCCCCCAAGGAAGGAGAAAGGAGGACGACACACAACAUCAUUGAGAAGCGGUAUCGCUCCUCCAUCAAUGACAAAAUCAUUGAGUUGAAGGACCUGGUCAUGGGGACAGAUGCCAAGAUGCACAAGUCUGGCGUUCUGAGGAAGGCCAUUGACUACAUCAAAUACUUGCAGCAAGUCAAUCAUAAACUGCGCCAGGAGAACAUGGUGCUGAAACUGGCAAAUCAGAAGAACAAGCUCUUGAAGGGCAUUGACCUAGGCAGCCUGGUGGACAAUGACGUGGACCUGAAGAUCGAUGACUUUAAUCAGAAUGUCCUUCUGAUGUCGCCUCCGGCCUCCGACUCAGGGUCCCAGGCAGGCUUCUCCCCCUACUCCAUCGACUCUGAGCCAGGAAGCCCUCUAUUGGAUGACGCAAAGGUCAAAGAUGAGCCGGACUCUCCUCCUGUAGCACUUGGCAUGGUGGACCGCUCGCGAAUCCUGCUGUGUGUCCUCACCUUCCUGUGCCUCUCCUUUAACCCCCUGACCGCCCUGCUGCAAUGGGGAGGGGCCCACGACUCGGACCAGCAUCCACACUCAGGCUCUGGCCGCAGCAUGCUGUCUCUCGAGUCAGGUUCUGCGGGCUGGUUUGACUGGAUGAUGCCAACGCUUCUCUUGUGGCUGGUGAACGGUGUGAUUGUCCUGAGCGUCUUUGUGAAGCUGCUGGUCCACGGGGAGCCAGUGAUCCGGCCGCAUUCGCGCUCCUCAGUCACCUUCUGGAGGCACCGGAAGCAGGCAGACCUGGACCUGGCCCGGGGAGAUUUUGCAGCUGCCGCUGCAAACCUGCAAACCUGCCUGUCGGUGUUGGGCCGGGCACUGCCCACCUCCCGCCUGGACCUGGCCUGCAGCCUCUCCUGGAACGUGAUCCGCUACAGCCUGCAGAAGCUGCGCCUGGUGCGCUGGCUGCUCAAGAAGGUCUUCCAGCACCGGCGGGCCACCCUGGCCACUGCCGCAGGCUUUGAGGAGGAAGCUAAGACCAGUGCUCGGGAUGCAGCCCUGGCCUAUCACAGGCUGCACCAGCUGCACAUCACAGGCAAGCUUCCUGUGGGAUCCGCCUGUUCAGAUGUACACAUGGCUUUGUGCGCUGUGAACCUGGCUGAAUGUGCAGAGGAGAAAAUCCCCCCGAGCACGCUGGUUGAGAUCCAUCUCACGGCCGCCAUGGGGCUCAAGACGCAGUGUGGAGGCAAGCUGGGCUUCCUGGCGAGCUACUUCCUCAGUCGCGCCCAGAGCCUGUGUGGCCCCGAGCGCAGCGCUGUUCCCGACUCGCUGCGCUGGCUCUGCCACCCCCUGGGUCAGAAGUUUUUCAUGGAGCGGAGCUGGUCCGUGAAGUCGGCUGCCAAGGAGAGUCUGUACUGUGCCCAGAGGAACCCAGCCGACCCCAUCGCCCAGGUGCACCAGGCCUUCUGCAGGAACCUGCUGGAGCGAGCUGUGGAGUCCUUGGUGAAACCUCAGGCCAAGAAGAAAGCUGCAGACCAGGAAGAGGAGAGCAGUGAAUUCUCCAGUGCUCUGGAGUACCUGAAGUUACUUAAUUCUUUUGUGGACUCGGUGGGGAUUGUGACCGCCCCCUUCUCCAGCAGCUGCGUGCUCAAGUCAGCCCUUGGUCCAGACGUUGUCUGUCGGUGGUGGACGUCCGCGAUCACCAUGGCCAUCAGCUGGCUCCAGGGAGACGACGCAGCUGUGCGCGCUCACUUUACCGAAGUGGAGCGUGUUCCCAAGGCCCUGGAAGUGACAGAGAGCCCCCUGGUGAAGGCCGUCUUCCACACCUGCAGAGCUAUGCACGCCUCACUCUCUGGGAAGGCGGACGGGCAGCAGAGUUCCUUCUGCCACUGCGAGAGGGCCAGUGGCCACCUGUGGAGCAGCCUCAACGUCAGUGGGGCCGCCUGCGACCCAGCCCUCAGCCAUGUGGUCCAGCUGCUGACCUGUGACCUGCUCCUGUCGCUGCGGACAGCACUCUGGCAGAAACAAGCAGGAGCCAGCCAGGCCCUGGGUGAGACCUACCACGCGUCGGGCGCUGAGCUGGCUGGCUUCCAGCGGGACCUGGGCAGCCUGCGCAGGCUGGCACAUAGCUUCCGCCCGGCCUACCGCAAGGUGUUCCUGCAUGAAGCCACCGUGCGUUUGAUGGCGGGGGCCAGCCCCACCCGUACCCACCAGCUGCUGGAGCACAGCCUGCGACGGCGCACCGCUCAGAACGCCAAGCAUGGAGAGGCGGACGCCUGGCCCGGCCAGCGAGAGCGGGCCACCGCCAUCCUGCUGGCCUGCCGCCACCUGCCCCUCUCCUUCCUCUCCUCGCCGGGCCAGCGGGCGGUGCUGCUGGCGGAGGCCGCCCGCACCCUGGAGAAGGUGGGCGACCGGCGCUCGUGCAGCGACUGCCAGCAGAUGAUUGUCAAGCUAGGGGGCGGCACUGCCAUCGCCGCCUCCUGACCCCCGGCUCUGCCCACCUCGGCCACCACUUCCCUCUGUCUCUCAGUCUCUCUCUCCCUCCUCCCUCUGUCUGUGUUCCUCUCCCUCCUCCUCUGCCUCCCAGUCUCCCUCCUCCCUCUGGGAGCUGUGGGAUGAGCCGUGGCUUCUGAGCUGUCACCUGCCAAGGCUUUUGGACCACCUCAGGCUAGUGGGCCCCUUGGGCAGAGCCCCUUAAAGCUGCUGUGGAUAGAUGCCCACAGUCCAGGCCCCAGUGGGCCUGAGAGAGGAAAGUCAGGGCGGGGCAGGAGUUGGGGGCGCCCUGACAUGGAAGUGGCAGGGGGAGCUCCCAAGCUGCCCAGCCCCGCCUCCAGCCCUCCCACACUCUCUCCUGUGAACAUCUCCCCGCCUUUUCCUGCUUCCUGGUUGUUUAUCAGGCUUUCCCUCUGGGGGACUUAGGUCUCUGGGCACCAGAGCGCUUCACCCUUGGCACUGUGCCCAGCACGCCCCCCCUUUUUAUACGAAUGUUUUUAUAUCAGUGUGCUUGGGGUUGCCGUGAUGCAGGGCUAAGUUGCUGUGGCAUCUUUCUUUCUCUCUCUGGGUCUGCGUCCCCUCCCCUGUGCCUAGCAAAGCCAGUGCAUUGUUUUCUCUUUACCACAAGGAGCCAGGGAAGGAGGGAGCCCAGCCCUUGGGAGGGGGGUGGGAGGUAGGGGGCAGACCUGGGGAUGGAUGAAAUAAUGUCGGCAUAAUUUUUUAAUUUUUUAAAAAAUAAACGGUAUCUUAUUUAAGUGUCCUGUUCCUUCCCACUCCCCCGCCCCCUGGGAUGUCAGCCCAACCUUGGGUUAGUCCCAGGGGGUUGGGAAAGAUGAAGCCACCCAUUAAGGACUGGGGACCAGGGGCUUCAUUGGUUCUCAGCUCCCUGUCACCCCAACUCCUAUCUCCAUAGUCUGUUUUUAUCCCUAAUUCUUGACCUGAAAAUAAGCCAGGGUGGCAGGGACCAGACCCCAACCCCUCCCCAGUGACAAGCCCCUUUUCAGGGUGGGCACAGUGUUGCCCAAGGUGGGCACUAGGAAUGAAGCCCCCUUCCUUGAGCGGGGGGCCCUGGAGGGAAAAGUGGUCCUACUUUUCUGGAUCCCUUGGCUUGGUGCCUACCCGGAGGCCAUUUCUCCUGGGACCCGAGGGCUGCCUGGUACCCCGGGGCCUGCUGGUUGGGGCAGAAAGUGGGCCGGGACCCCAGCACAGAUGGGGUACACAGCAGAGAGGGGCUCCUCUGGCCAAGUGCAGGCUGGAACAGUCAGCUUGGACCUCACCCACUUUUUCUCUCCUGCCCACCCCGCCCCAACUGUAAUUUAUGGCCCCGGCCCACUGGGUGAGCCAGCCUUUGUGUCAUGUGUAUAUACUGUGCCUUUUCUCAUUCUCGUUUAGGGGUGGGGGGGUUGUUUUUUCACUGAACAGGGGGAUACACCUAUGGCUUCCUUGAUGUGGAAUCAUUCACUGUGUCCUGGAUGUAGGUUAUUGAAUAAACACAGAUUGGUACCACCCAG